GUCGUUUGGUUAGCAUGACAAAUCAUGUUAAAUGUUAUUAUCAUGAGUUAACCUGCUGUUUGGUUGCUUUGUUUGAUAACAUGAGGCCCGAUGUCGGCCCGUCAAAGCCCGAACUGUUCAUCCAAAUAACAUGUGUUUCGUAUCAGCAUUUGAGGCACCGAUUAUAAUCAUGCCUCGACUCCCGUGCCCGAUACAGCAUCAACAUUUCCAUUUUGCCCUCUAUACGUGAUUUGAAUUUUGGAAACACCUCCUCCAAUAAUUCAUCCCCAAACCUUGUGUGAAACCACUGCAGACACACCCUACAAUUGAAGCCAGAGAUUGUUACAACACUUGAGGACUCCAUACCCCCACGCACAAAAGGGGGUCGGCGUUAGGGAUCCGAUUCGUCCACCGGAAUCGGUCGACAUAAACAUCAGCAAGUUUUCGCCCAAAUUUCAGACGGUUAGUUAUUGAUGCUCCAGUUCAUAAACAAUCGACUCUUUCCAUUUGUGUUUUUAUUUUUUACGUGCUUGAUUUUCCAGAUCUCCUUUUGUGCUUUAUUUUUUAUGUGCUUGAUUUUCCAGAUCUCCUCUUGUUCUUUAUUUUUAGGUGUUGAGCUUUAUUAUUGCUAAGAAUUUUUAAUCUCUAUUAGUAGUAUAUUGGUUUAUAGAAAUGGAAGACCAGUUUCUCUGCAGAGUAAAUAGUUCUCGUUAGUAUGCACACAGAGUUUGUAUUGACAAGUUGUAUCUGUUCAUAACUUGAGUUUGCAGCCAAAUUUGAGUACGUGUAUGUGCAUCACAUGACUGUGUAUUCGUUAGUAAAGUGAGUCUUUACUGAAUCUAGAGUUCUCUAAAGGCAAUUUUAUGUUUUUGUGCCCAAUAUUCAUGAAUUUCAUUCUGAUUUUGUAACAUUUCCUUGGUAGUUGUAAUUGAAUUGCUCGUGAUGGCCCGUAUUGUUCGUGUACCCCCUUCCGUUAACCUGAUGGUGGAAGAUAUACUUUUUUUGUUGCGUAUUCAACAAAUCAUCAUUCUGUACUUAUACUUGAAAAGAACAAGGCGUUUUACACGUCGUGUAAGAAAUCACCAAGUUAGGUAUUCACUAAUUGAGCGAAUCCCUCCACAAGUGAGGCAUAUGAACAGGCUCACUGCAGUUAGUGAUGUCGACUGUUUUUCGAACCUCCGUAUGGAUAGGAAUGCAUUUGGACGAUUGUGUAUUCUUUUAAGAGACCGUGGUGGACUACGGAAUGGUCGAUUUGUGUUACUAGAGGAGCAAGUAGCAAUUUUCCUAGGCAUUUUAGCCCAUCAUAAGAAAAAUAGACCUUCUGGAUUUGAAUUUCGUCGUUCGGGUGAAACCAUUUCUCACUAUGUGCAUCUUGUACUUAAAGCGGUACUCAAGUUGCAUACAAUUUUAUUGCCUCGGCCUGAUCCGGUGACAAACAAUUGUGUUGAUCCACGAUGGCAACACUUCAAGGGUUGUAUUGGCGCUUUGGACGGCACUUACAUAAAUGUGCUCGUAAGGACCUUAGACAAGCCACGAUAUCGCACGCGAAAGGGCCAAAUCGCGACCAAUACUCUUGCUGCGUGUGACCGCAAUAUGAAGUUCUUAUACUUUUUACCCGGGUGGGAGGGAUCGGCGGGUGACUCUCGAGUGCUUAGGGAUGCUGUCACUAGAGAAGGUGGAUUGAGAGUAAACAAAGGAACUUAUUAUCUAUGUGAUAAUGGAUACGCAAACAGUGAAGGAUUCCUUACUCCGUAUAAAAACGUGCGCUAUCAUUUGAAGGAAUGGGGAGUCGGGACCCAGCGUCCGCAAAAUGCACGAGAAUUGUUUAAUCUAAGGCAUACUAGAGCUCGUAACAUAAUUGAGAGGGCCUUUGCAGUGCUAAAGAUGAGAUGGGGUAUCUUACGGAGUGCUACUUUCUAUCCGAUUAAGAUCCAGAUCCGGUUAAUCAUGGCAUGCUUCCUGCUACACAAUUUCGUACGGGGUGAGAUGCACAAUGAUCCAAUUGAGCAACACGUUGACGGAGAUACACAACCUCUGGUCGAUGAGGAGAUUCAUGGUGACCUAGAAUUCGUAGAUCAAGUAGAGCCAACUUCAGAAUGGAACCAAAUGCGGGAUGACUUGGCUAACUCCAUGUGGAGUAAUCGAGCCAAUGUCGACGGUAACUGAAGAAUUGGACAUGAUACCCGAGUGUCUUUGCGGCGGUGGCAGGAUGAAGUUGUUAUGUGCUGGGAAAGCGGCCACACACGCCGGUCGUUACUUUUAUAAAUGCCCAGCCGAUGAUAAACAUUCCGGGUCUUUCUUGUGGUGCGAUGACUACCAUUCUCGGAUAGGGGAUGGCAAGCAACCGACAUAUGUAAAGAGUCAACUUUAUCGGCCUAAUAAACAUAUGAAGUACAGGGAGGAAGCGAAAAAUAAAAACAUCAUCAAGCAGGGUAGUGAUUGUGGGGUCUGUGGCCGCUGUCGCGUUGAAGCUCGGGUGAACCUCUUGUUGGCUGGCUUGGGUUUAGUUUUAUUAUUGGUUGGAUUUGUGCUAGGGAAAAUGGUGUAGUUUGUUUAUGCAAAAUGUGCAACAAAGACUCCAACUUAUUAUGUAGUUUUCUAUUCAUGAAUUAUGCUGUUGCUAUGACAUUUGGUGAAUCACCUACAUGCACUUAUAUUUUGAAUUAAGUUGUUUGUAAUUUGUAUAUUAUGUCUUGGACGAAA
This is a messenger RNA of Salvia splendens (bonfire salvia), 2682 nucleotides long. RefSeq lists its product as uncharacterized. NCBI's taxonomy places the organism in Eukaryota, Viridiplantae, Streptophyta, Magnoliopsida, Lamiales, Lamiaceae. The transcript is spliced from 5 exons. The record is from RefSeq and is a predicted model, not a curated record. Bases 922 to 2145 code for a protein of 407 amino acids.